This is a messenger RNA of Dromaius novaehollandiae (emu), 3562 nucleotides long. It is a transcript of the gene PLS3, whose product is annotated as plastin 3. Gene Ontology annotation, cellular component: cytoplasm; actin filament bundle; actin filament. NCBI's taxonomy places the organism in Eukaryota, Metazoa, Chordata, Aves, Casuariiformes, Dromaiidae. Gene Ontology annotation, molecular function: actin filament binding; calcium ion binding. Gene Ontology annotation, biological process: actin filament network formation; actin filament bundle assembly. The record is from RefSeq and is a predicted model, not a curated record. The coding region runs from base 492 to 2405 and encodes 637 amino acids. The transcript is spliced from 19 exons.
CCGGCGCCUAAUCGCCGCGCCGGCCCGCCCUGAUGUGCAGCCGCGCGGCCCAAUCCGGCCGGGGCGGCGGGGCCGGGGCGCGCCGAGCGCGGGCAGCGGCGACGGGGCUCGGGGCAGGGCGGCUCGGCUCGGGGCAGGGCGGCUCGGCUCGGCUCGGCUCGGCUCGGCGCGGCGCACGGGAGUAGGUUUUUGUUCCUGUAAAAAGACUGACAGCUCACAGAUGCUCCUGGGAGUCCCUGCUGCAUUGCCGUGAAGACAGACUCGUACUGUGAUCUUCAAGAGAAGAUAAGGUGUAGUGUCUCUGCAGGAGGCCUAAUUGCUGAUGUUUUGAACUUUGCUGUGAUUUUUCCUCCUGCCCUAUUCUUGCAAUACAAGUCCGAUGAUGAAGCUGGUUGGUCUUGCUGUCGGUGGCCCUGACUGACUGCUCGGCACCUUGUCCUGUCUGCGGGCAGCGUUGCGGAGGCUUGGGAGGUACUCCCUAAAUUCAUGAGAUGGCCACCAUCACCCAAAUCUCCAAGGAUGAGCUGGAGGAGCUCAAGGAGGCCUUUGCCAAAGUUGACCUCAACAGCAAUGGGUUCAUCUGCGACUACGAGUUGCAUGAGCUCUUCAAGGAAGCCAACCUGCCCCUCCCGGGGUACAAAGUGAGAGAGAUCAUCCAGAAGCUCAUGAUCGACAGCGACAAGAAUAAAGAUGGGAAGAUCAGCUUUGAAGAGUUUGUCUAUAUUUUCCAAGAGGUGAAAAGCAGUGAUAUCGCUAAAACGUUCAGAAAAGCAAUUAACCGGAAGGAAGGCAUCUGUGCGAUUGGUGGCACGUCGGAGCUCUCCAGCGAAGGAACGCAGCACUCGUAUUCAGAGGAAGAGAAAUAUGCCUUUGUAAACUGGAUAAACAAAGCCCUGGAAAAUGAUCCCGACUGCAGGCACGUUAUUCCGAUGAACCCCAAUACAGAUGACCUGUUCAAAGCCGUGGGAGAUGGGAUUGUGCUGUGCAAAAUGAUCAAUCUCUCUGUUCCGGACACGAUUGAUGAAAGAGCAAUUAACAAGAAGAAACUCACGCCGUUCAUAAUUCAGGAGAACCUGAACCUGGCGCUGAACUCUGCCUCCGCCAUCGGCUGCCAUGUCGUCAACAUCGGCGCCGAGGACCUGCGGGAAGGGAAACCCCACCUGGUGCUAGGGCUGCUCUGGCAGAUCAUUAAGAUCGGCUUGUUUGCUGACAUCGAGCUCAGCAGGAAUGAAGCGCUGGCUGCCUUACUUCGUGACGGUGAAAAUCUGGAGGACCUUAUGAAGCUGUCCCCAGAAGAGCUGCUCCUAAGAUGGGCAAACUUCCACUUGGAAAACGCAGGCUGGCACAAAAUCAGUAACUUCAGUUCGGACAUCAAGCUUACUGACUUUGGUAAUUCAGUAAAGGACUCUAGAGCUUACUUCCACCUUCUCAAUCAAAUUGCACCAAAAGGGCAGAAAGAAGGAGAGCCUCAGAUUGACGUUAACAUGUCGGGUUUCAACGAGAAGGACGACUUGCGGAGAGCGGAGUACAUGCUGCAGCAGGCCGACCGGCUGGGCUGCCGGCAGUUCGUCACGCCCGCCGACGUGGUCAGCGGCAACCCCAAGCUGAACCUGGCCUUCGUCGCGAACCUGUUCAACAAGUACCCGGCACUGACCAAGCCUGAAAACCAGGACAUCGACUGGACUCUGCUGGAAGGAGAGACACGGGAAGAACGAACCUUCCGCAACUGGAUGAACUCCCUUGGUGUGAACCCCCAUGUAAAUCACCUCUACGGUGAUCUGCAAGAUGCCCUUGUAAUACUACAAUUAUAUGAAAAGAUCAAAGUUCCUGUUGACUGGAAUAAGGUUAACAAGCCUCCGUAUCCUAAGCUUGGUGCAAAUAUGAAAAAGCUAGAAAACUGCAACUAUGCUGUAGAUUUGGGAAAACAUCCAGCUAAAUUCUCCCUGGUUGGCAUUGGAGGACAGGAUCUGAAUGACGGAAACCCAACGUUGACACUAGCCUUAGUCUGGCAGUUGAUGAGGAGGUACACGCUGAAUGUCCUUGAGGACCUCGGUGAUGGUCAAAAAGCAAACGAUGACAUUAUAGUCAGCUGGGUAAACAGGACCCUGAAAGAAGCCGGCAAGUCCACCUCCAUCCAGAACUUCAAGGACAAGACUAUCAGCACGAGCUUGGCAGUUGUGGAUUUAAUUGAUGCUAUACAGCCUGGUUGUAUCAACUAUGACCUUGUAAAGACUGGUCAUCUAUCAGAAGAUGACAAACAAAAUAAUGCUAAGUAUGCUGUGUCCAUGGCAAGAAGAAUUGGUGCCAGAGUUUAUGCCCUUCCAGAAGAUCUCGUGGAGGUGAAACCGAAGAUGGUCAUGACCGUGUUUGCCUGCUUGAUGGGCAGAGGAAUGAAGCGAGUAUAAAAGGGUUGAUACAUGUAAAAAAACAAAAUGCAACAAAAAACCCAACCUGCCACCCUGGGUGCAUGAGUAGCAGAUCAGCUGUGUCCACGUUGAAAUGCUGUUGGCCUAGGAACUGCUGAAGUUCAAAGGACUUUGUUUUGCUUUGCAAGACAAACUCUUAUCAAAUUCUCAGGGAGAGGAGUUUUAACCAAUAGACGUGCUCUUUUCCCAAAGGAAAGUUUAACUUAUCAAGAGCUCACAGAAAUGCAUUCAUAACAGACCAGCAUCUUGCAAUACUGCUCUGGAGCUGUUUUCACCUCCUUAUUUCUCAGAUGCUUGGUGUGUGUUUUUUUUCCCCUGAGGGCUGUAAGGUGGUUGGUAUGAGUUGUAAGGGAAACAAAUCUUAUUUCUGUCUGCAGUCCAGUUUAAUUUGUAUUAUAUGGUCCAAGCAUAGACUAGGUUUGACCACUUCCUUACUUUUGCAAACAAAGCUACAGUGCAAGUUGGGACCUGCAGGCCAGCUCACAAUGUUAAAUGAGAAAUGUGUAUAAUUUUGAAGAUGGAUCUUCCUAUGGUAUUCUCUGUACAUGGUGCUUUUUUAUAAACCUAACUAUUUUGAUUACUUUACAAAUAAAGCAUGGCAGUUUUUUUUCUCUUACUGCGUAUAUAAAGUAUUUUUUUUAAGUUAGACUAUAUACGAGAAUACCACCAUCCUUGGACCUCUCGCAGUAACUCAUGAUAUCAUGUUGCUGAUGGCACGGUUGCACCUGAGAAUGGAAGUGAAUGCAUUUUUGUAUGCAUCUUGGUUCAGUUGUGUGCACCUAGAAAAUAAUUUUUACAAAAAUCUGCAUGAAAACUAUAACUUUUUUAUUUAAAAUGCUGUUGGAUAUAAAACCAUAAUCCAUUGUGGGGAGGUUUUGUGCAGGGAAGAGGCAAAUGUUAUAAACAGCGAGGUUCAAUAAACUGAACAGCAAAUGUGCUGGAACAUAGAACUAUUUUUACAGAUAAAAGGAUGUGUUGUCGCCAAAGAAGGAAGAUGCUGUAUCCAUGGGAGUUAAUAUUAUCUUGCUUUGGCAAGCUGUUUGCUAUAUUUUGAGAUCAUAUUGCUAUUCUGAGCUAUUCAAAGUGAUGUAAUAUGGUGGCAAAGCAUUAGUUGAAAUAAAAACAUUUAAAUACAA